AGGAAGCGGCUGUCGAGAAUUUUGAUUUUCUUCACGAAUUGUGUUAAUUGAAAAUACUUGAGCUGACUGAUGAAGUGUCAUUUAUCUUCGGAGUUUCCCCUCGAUAUACGUUAUUCCCUUGCACCGGGGAAGGAAAUCUGCCAUCUAUCGUUCAUACGUUUACUCAUUACUCGCAUGUUUUACUUCCUUAUCUACAACCUUCGUGGUUACUUCGUUUCGAGCAGCGGUUCCGUAAAUGAUCUGAAGUGUAGCGUCGGCUGAAAUAUGUUCAAAGGCAGCCGAUCUUUCGUUAGACCUACGGAUGGCUCUUGGUCGUGGAUUGAUGAAGUAGCUAUCAAUGGUGGAUUUUGGAAGCAAACUUUUCCUGUGAAUUUUCAGGGUUUGGGACCCUUGACGAACAAUGUUGCAUCGUGGAUCAAUGGGGCGCGUAGCCUUGUGGCCUCAUAUUGUCAAGGAAGUACGGGUUCUCGAACCUGCGCUGCCUUGGAAAAACAUGACGAAAUCCAGAAAUCUGCUCAUGAACUGCUCUCUGAUGAAGUUAUUCAAAUGGUGUCAAAAGAAGACCUGUCACAAGCAAUUGCGACAUUGCCCUAUGGCUUACGAACACGUUUCGCUGAAGAGACCAUGUACCUGGCGGACGCGAUAUUCUCGAACGCGAAAAAGACAUGGAACACAUCUUACACGUCGUGGGGAAGCUUCGAACUUGAUUCCAGGAUGCCUUGCAGUCCUAAGCAACUAAUGGACAUGACAUUUGGUGUUCGGGGGCUGCGUCCGCAGAUUCAGAACCUUGUCAGGAAUCAUCAGUUGCUCUCUGGAUCGUUAUUGCAGCAUGAUAUUGGCGUGCAAAUGGAACAACGUCGGGGAUUCAAAACGUACAGACGCAGAACUCUCAUGAAUUCAUCAGCUGGUGACGAAGGAGGUGGGUCGAAGUCCUUUUUGCGAAAAACUCCUGACACGACUGCCGGCAAAAUGAAACUAUUUUCGGAGAAUGAGCGUUAUGAUAAAUUACGCAAUCCGAGCCUUUCUGUCGUAGAACAAGAGAAGAUCAAGGUUGCCUUUGCUGAAGGCUAUCUGGCUGCUGGGGAUCCAAAUCGCGCCCAAAGUCGCGCUGUCCGUUUUCUGCGCGCUUUUCAGCAAAUUCUGAUGAUCACGGUUUUCCUCGCAUUGCUUUUCUCCCUCAUGGGCAAUGUGGGACCGGGAAUGUUUCGCGUUUCUGUCGGGAACGGAAACGAAGUCAUGCCGGAAGACAUUACGGAGACGUUCGAUGACGUAAAGGGAGUGGACGAAGCCAAGCAGGAAUUGCAGGACGUUGUGGAGUUUUUGCGGAGUCCCAAACGUUUCGUUACGUUGGGUGGGAAAUUGCCGAAAGGGGUUUUGCUGGUUGGACCUCCUGGAACCGGUAAAACUUUGUUGGCAAGAGCUGUUGCCGGUGAAGCUGGAGUGCCGUUCUUCCACGCUGCUGGACCAGAGUUCGAUGAAGUUCUUGUUGGCCAAGGUGCUCGUCGCGUUCGCGAUCUUUUCCGAGCUGCCAAAGCUCGGGCCCCGUGUGUAGUAUUCAUCGAUGAAAUCGACUCUGUUGGAGCAAAGAGGACGAAUUCGAUCCUGCAUCCUUACGCCAACCAGACGAUCAAUCAACUGCUCGCAGAAAUGGAUGGGUUUGUGCAAAACGAGGGUGUGAUUGUCCUGGGAGCCACAAAAAAAUCUCGUCCGGAGAGAAAAAGUAGAAUCCCCGACGAAGAAACGAACAAGUUGACUGCUUUCCACGAAGGUGGACAUGCUUUGGUAGCGUAUUACACGAAAGAAGCUCAGACGCUUCACAAGGUUACAAUUAUCCCUCGUGGUCCUUCACUUGGACACCAAGCGACGUCGUUGGCUGCACACAUGGUGAAAGAAUUCGGGAUGAGUGAGCGAGUUGGUCUUCGGUUUCAUGACAGGCAAGAUGGGAGCCUCGUUGUCGUGAAUGAAAACAGUCCUUCCACCAGUGAAGCCAUCGAUUCCGAAAUCAAUCGCUUGCUGAAGGAAUCACAUGGCCGUGCCACAAAUAUCCUCAAGGAGCACAGAAAUGAGCUGAACCUUCUCGCAGACGCUUUAUUGAAGUACGAAACGUUGGACGUUGAAGAUAUCAAGGCGAUUGUGGAAGGAAAGGACAUAGUGGCCAUCAGUGGCCGCCACGAGCGCCACAAAAGUACGCCACUCCCGAAACAAACUACCCCGUUUCCCUCUAGUCGUCCAGCAAACGGUGCCCCGUUGCCCACUGGGGAAGUUGUUUUCGCGAUGGCUGCGCCUCCACCGGUGGUUCCGCAAUUAUGGUCGGCCUCCGCGAAAAUGUCUGAAAAAGUGCGAUACGCGACGUUGUAUCCGGCGUAUAUAAAUAGCAACAAGAAGCUUUGCGAAGGACGGCGAAUAGCGAAAGAAAAGUGUGUCCCGGAUCCGAAUGUGAACGAGAUGAAGGACGUUUUGCUCAGUGCGGGUUUCAACGUGUUCUUGGAGCCGAAGAUUUUCCCGAGGGAGAGGAUCAAGAAUCCCACGUAUUACGGGAAGGUCAGGGUCCAGAUUAGGAAUGACGACGGAACGCCGUUCAAAUCCGAGAUUCCCAACAAAAAUGCCGUUAUGGAGCACCUGUGCGAGAUGAUCCCAAAACUUAAAUCCAGGACGCAGCAGCGACAAGGAGCCCAAGGCGGUGGUGCUGCGCCCAGUGGUGGUGCCACGAGUGGUGGUGGUGGCGGUGGUGCCGGAGGCAAAAAGAAGAAAGGCCGUCGUUGA
Notodromas monacha is the source of this 2763-nucleotide messenger RNA. NCBI's taxonomy places the organism in Eukaryota, Metazoa, Arthropoda, Ostracoda, Podocopida, Cyprididae. The record is from the annotation of a GenBank genome assembly.